Molecule: messenger RNA, 726 nt
Organism: Diplodia corticola
Lineage: Eukaryota; Fungi; Ascomycota; Dothideomycetes; Botryosphaeriales; Botryosphaeriaceae
Exons: 3
Coding region: 1-726 (241 amino acids)
Molecular function (GO): protein binding
Source: RefSeq, a predicted model, not a curated record
AUGUCUUCACCUACACAACAGGUGUCUUCACCUACACAACAGGCGUCUUCACCUACACAACAGGCGUCUUCACCUACACAACAGGAAGCGACACCGGUCACCAGUGCGACACCGCUCACCAGGGUCCGGCUCAACUGUCAGACUCCCAAUGACGGCAUGCCUGAGGUCGAUGCAUAUGACCGCGAAUUCACGCACGUAUCACCACGGGAAUUUCUUCUCGCUCCCGGAGCGAUUGUGCCCUUCGGUUCGUUGGACCCUGUAGAGAUCGAGCAGGGCCUCAGGCCUGCAAAAGACAAUCUUUACACCUACAAUCCAAUCCUCGAUUCUUGUCAUGCGGAACUCACGACCGGUAAAUACCGCUCACAUCCUCUUUCCGCGCCGCAGAGCAUCUUCUUGAGGGACCUUGGCUCCUCAACCGGUACGUAUGUCAACCAUAUGAGACCAGGAAAAGGCAAGAACGAGUACAAGCUGCUAAAGCCCUACAAGAGCAUGGAAGUCGAAAGCGGGGCUCUGAUCCAGUUCGGCAGAGACCCUUACAUCGUUAGGAUGAACGGGCAACAGAUAGUGUGCCGGCCGCCUUCAUGGACGCUCAUUGUUGAGCCCUACGAUCCGGAAUUCGAUAAGAAGCUCAAAGAGUCAAUGGACAAGAAGGUUCGGGAACGAGAGGAAGCGAGUCAAAGUUCCAGUGCUCUACCAUCGAGCGUGGGAGGGGGCUCUACUCGUUAG